AAGAACUAUGGGAAUCAUAUAUGAAGUACCUACGGUUAGUUUAGGCACAACCGCUGGCCGGUCGAACAAUAACCCACGUGAAAAAAUGGCUUCUGCUUCUGGCCGUUCAGUCUUUCAGUGAUGUUCGCUGUUGAUCAAGAUUAGGAUGUCUAGAAAGAAAGAUAAACGGCAGGUUGAGCAUGAAGAAUGCGUUGAGACACUCCCUAAAGUGAGAAAAAAGCAAAUGAUUGGUGAGAACUCGGAUGAUGAAGCUGAGAAAACUUUAGAGAGACUUGUGUUCGGUCGUGAAACUGAUGCCAUCAGGGAACUAGAAAAGUUGGAAAACGAAGUUUCUGUGGUCGAUGAUAGUGCAAGUGAGGAGGUAUUAGUGUGCCCAAUGAAUCACUUAGUUUGUAAAAUGUUGAUUACGAAAAUAAUGUCUUUUAGUAUGGCAGGGCUGUCAUUAAGAGGCAGGGGCCAGGGAUUUCCGAUUCCCCGGCUACUAUGAAGGGGGCCCCCGGCUACUUUCAUAGGAAGAUAGGAGAAAAAUAGAACCAAAGGAAAUCCCUAGCUGUUUAAUCUCCCCCCCCCAACCCCUACUUGUUGUAUUUACCCAGCAACUUGAAAUCUUAGUGACAACCCUGAGUUAUGUUAAUUUAUAGUGAUGGAGAGUGGCUUUAUUUCCCAGGCGGGUUGCACUCCCAUAUAUGGGUUAGAUAGGUACAUGUAUGUGCCGCCCUAUAGGGUAUUAGUGGUUUUUGAGGGUCUCGAACCUUAAAUUAGGUAUUAUUUUUGCCCAAAUUGGCAUUGUGUCCCCUCUGGGAUCCUUAGGGGGUGUUUACAUGAGAAAACUCGCACCAGAGCGCAUUUCAUAAUGGCAUGACUUUUUGAUUUCAUAUCAUGUUUACAUGAUGAUGGGCUAUUUCAUAUCUUGGUUAUUUGAAGGUUCAUUCCAUGUUGAUAAAAUGCACAUGUGAUUCAAAAUCGCAAACAUUGUGCAUGCACUACCCGUUCUAGUCCUCUGGCAGACCGAUUUCACACCAAAACGGGUGCUUGUUUCGUGUUUACAUGAGACCAUUGCAAGAUUUCGUACUGCAGUGAAAUUCUUGCUCUGGUACAACAACUCGGGUGAACUCACUCAGGGGUGACUUGGUGGUAUCAUGUAGACAAAUGCAGAGCCAUGAGAGGGAACCAGAGUGAACUUGCACCAGCGUAAAAGUCGCCCCAGUGUCAUGUAAACACCCCCUUAGAUAGGGUCCCAAAUUACAUCAGCUAAAAUUAAUUUAAGUGCGUAAAAACCUGAUAGAUGAGAAACAAUACAUCAGUACAUCAGACUGAAUAAUUAUUAGUCUUAGACUAUUAGGAAAGCAAUUUAAUAUUCUUAGGUUUUGUUUUUCUCUUGGAUAGGGUGUCAUUUUGUAGGGUGUAAGUUCUUGUUUGCAAUUGAGUUCUAAAGUGAUGAUGUCAUAAAAAUUAAUUUUUUUUGUGCCAAAAACUAUCAUUGUGGGGCAAAUUGUCUCAGAGAUACUAGUCUCGUUUUGCUCUGUUGACUCCAUACAAAUCUUUCUAAAUUUGACUCAGUUCCACAUGCUGUGAACUGAGUCAAAUUUAGAAGGAUUUAUAUGGAGUCAUCAGGGCAUAACCGGGCUAGUAUUUCAAAGACAAUGUGCCCUCAAAUACUAAUUUUUGGCAAGUAGGCUUGUUCUUUCAUAAAUUAUACCCCAAAAAGUCCCACAAAUUCAGUUUUUUAUGACAUCAAACUUAAGCUUUAGGACUCUAUUGCCUUGUCCUUAAAUAGGGUCAGGGGUUAAGGAGGCUCGCACCAAUUUUUCAAGGUCUCACUCCUUCGCAUUUGAUGCUCCCUAACUAAUUUGGCUGUAAUGCAGGUACAAAAAAGCCUUAAAGUGAAACAACAUAACCCUAAAUGAUUUAACUAAUAAACAAUGACCUUUACAAAGCCAGGCACAAAGAUUCACCAUAAAUUUAGUGUAGUUUAGGUAACUUAGAGAUUUUCAAUGGCUUUUAAAUUGCACUAAAAUGCUUAAUAGCAAUGAUUAAAGUCUCAAAGAAUUCCAAUGACAAAAAAAAUUAUCAAGUAAUUUUUUAACUGCGGCUUUAAAACCAAGAUGACACCUUUUUGCGCUUACAUGAGCAAAUAUAUCUUAUGAGUGGGAAUAGCAAAAUGUGUGAUCGCAGAGAGCGAUUGCUUGCCAAUUUUACAAAUGCAACUAUUAAAAGAACUGAACCGCACCUUAAGUUAGAUAUUAUAUAAAUAUCGUAAUUAUUUGGCUAUAAGCCAAUCUUGGGUAUAAGCCGAGACCCUAAACUUUAAACUCGUAGAAUCAUCAUAACCGAGAACGAAAGAUAAAUCCAAAACACUUGCCUACAAGCCGAGAGCCAUUCGUUACAAGACUUUUAACUACUGUAAAACUUAACAAUUUCAAAAAGAAAUGUGGCCUUCUCUAGGAAAAUGUACAAUUGGGUCUUUCCUCAUGUCUUCAAACUCUUGACUAUAAGGCGAAACCCCCUCUUUGGCUCAAAUUUCACUGAACUUUAGCUUUAAUUUGUGUAAAAUUCGCUUGGCUCAUAGCCGAAUAAGUACAGUAUAGAUUGUACCAGCACUGUAAAUCAUCAUUUUUGAUGGUUAAAAAACAGAAAGUGAAAAAGGCGUUAAUUGGGAUGCAGAAUUUUUAGAACAUUUUAUUUCAAAAACGCUCUCAUGGACUUUUUUUCAAAUCUUGUGAAGAUAAAGACAAAGGUCUAGACUAUUAGCAGACCAUAGGUAGAGGAUUUUAACAAAUUAUUGCUUGAUUUUGAGAAAAUUCCCAAUUUGUAGAUUCCAUGUCAUUAUUCUGUUGUUUAUUAUGAUUCCAUCAUUAUUCUGUUGCUACGGAAGUGGCAAUGCCAACAAAACAUGGGUUGACCAUUAACGAGGGAGUUUGUGACUCAGGACACAGAAAAGUGUCCAUUGUCCGUAAGCUGGUAUCAAUAUUAAGCAGGUCAAUUUUAGAAAAAAUGUAGAAGCUUUUCAUUGGGCAAACAAAACGGUCUGUUAUGUACAGGUGUCCGUAGAGUGACUGGGUUCCACUGUAGUGGAUAUAGUUGCUUGAUACAAAGUAAAAACAUUAAAAAGGUUUCACAAGGGGUGUAUAACAUACAUGUACAUUUACUUCAUAGCACAAAAUAGUGACAGUUGCUCCAUGACAAGUGCAGUGCAUGCUAUGUUAAUGUGUUCUUUUCUAUACCAUAAGGAUGAUGAAGUUGUUGAUGAAUUGCACUAUGAGAUAAAGAAGAUUGAGGGUCGACAGCCUGCCUGGGAAGAUGAUGCUGAUGAUGAGGAGAGGUACAUUGUUACCCAUGAAUUGUGUUGCUCCUUUGCUUCUAAAUACAGACAUGCCAGCUAGUAAUCAAGAUAUGAUUUUAACAGUGAUUAUCACUAAUAUAAUAAUAAUAAUAAUAAUAAUAAUAAUAAUAAUAAUAAUAAUGAAAAUAAUAAUUAGUUCUGGUCAUUUGCUAUCUAUGACUGAAUUCUUGACUGAUCACAAUGAGCGAUUCCAGAAAAUAUCCAUACUAUACCACAGACGGCUUUUAGGAUUUCCGAAGGGGAGGGGGGGUUCACAAUUAUGGAAUUCUAAGGGCAUGGGGGGUAUUUACGAUUGGAAAUCCGAAGGCAUGGGGGAAUUCCACAGGUGGGAUUUCUGGAGUAGAAAGUGUAGAGUGAGUUACUUGAAAACGCAUUUUGGAAUUUCCAAAGGCAAGGGGGAGUUAAGACACGGAAGCCGUCCGUGGUUGGGUAUGGAUAUUUUCUGGAAUUGCCCAAUUCAAUAAGUGUAAUAGAUAUUACAGUAUGUGCUUCUGAAUAGAUUUCAGCAAAUCAGAAAGGUAUGCUGGCAGAUUCAUGCAGAGUUAGCCUCAAUAUAAAGCAAAAUACUGGUAUCCACAAUUUCUGCAAAAUAAGUGUUUGAAAUUAUAAAAUACCCAAAAAAGUUUUAUUCAGGGUUCAUAGCAAACUCGAAUCUGGACUAUCAGGCCUAAUAUAUUAAACCCAAACUUUAAGUUUGCAUAAAUUUUGGAAAUAUCAAAAGUUGAAGUUGUUGAUUUAUUUUAUUUAUUUUAUUUUGAAUAAUAUUUAGUCGGGGGUGCCCAGUUCAGCGAGGCUGGUUUGAAAUAGGGCCCCGAUGAAAAGAAAAAACAACACAAAAAACAAUAACAGAUAAAAAAAGUGGAACAACUAAGUAUAGCAAAAGUAUUGGAGGCUCAAUUUGGCUUGGAUCUAAAUAGUGCCUUUUUAGGCCAAACCCAAACCUAUUUAAAUAAUGCUCACUCCUCUUGCAGGGCCAGAGGAAGCGUGUUCCAGAUCUUGGCUCUGCUACAGCUGUAGCGGCAGAUGGAGCAAAUCUCUGUAACGCGUGUUGAAUGGAAAUUGCGCAUGCAGCUAAAUUGAUUAAGUAAAUCUGCUGGAGCCAGGCCAUGAAGGCUCUUAAAGACUAGCAUGCACUUUAGAUAAAGAUUGAUUAAUAAUAAUUAUUGUAGAAGGCAUUAAAGAUAAUCAUUUGAAUUUAAUGAAAUAAUUGUUUGUACACGUACUGGCGUUGUUUUCAUUCAUUGUAAUAAUUUUUUUUUAUAUACUUACUGGUAGGUACUGUAGUACAUGUACUUGCUUAUAAUAAUAUACCUUAAAUACAUGUAUGUUAUGUUAACUAAUGUGUUGGCCCUUUUAAUUUGUAGAAUUGAGAUUUCGUCAGAAUCGCGUUUAAAAAAGUUGCGAGAUGGAGCAGAUGAGACAGUUGUUACUGGAAAGAAGUUUACGCAAAAGCUAAAAAGACAGUGAGUUGCUUCAGCUAAACGUUUUUUUGUUGUUCCAAAAAAUAACAAGUCAUUGUCCUUUACCACAUGCAAAUCCCCUUUUUUUCUUGGGAAUCUUUGCACUGCACAUUGCUCUAAAAAUUCAAUUUUUCUAAAAUAACAAAUUAUUGUCCCUGGAAUGCUUACCAUUCUGAAAUAGUUCAGUCCCUUUAUACCUGUAAAAUAAUGAAAGUACAAGAAGGGAGGACAGUGGACAAACAAGCAGAGGCUGCCGUCCAAACGUGAACUGCAAGCUGCAAACUGCAAAUGUGACUGUGAGACCAUGUAUGGUCACCUGACGAGUGUUUGCUGUUAACCACAAAAAACCUGAUGCUAAAGGUCUCCAUUGACUCUAGAAAUUGAAACCUGUAAAUGGGCUGCUACCGAAAAGUAUUGUACAUUAAAACAAUUUUUUUUUUGCUGCGUGUUUGCUAGACAUUAAUUUUUUUCUUAAUCAACCAGCCCUCCACUCAAAAGGAGGAUUCUAUUUUAAAAUUUAGCCAAGCAGAUGCUUCUUUAACAAGUCUACGAGUCCUGAGCUUCUGUGUUCAUAUGAUCAGAGAUAGGAUUUAGAAAAGGAGAUCUGAAAAUAUAUUGACCCCGGUUGUGUUGCAUAAGCACAUAGAUUUGUGAUUGCCAUUUUUAGGAGUCAUUUAAGGUGAUGGUAUAUGCAAAUUGCCAUGUUCUAGUUUGCUUUUAACUGCUUCGUUGAUUCUGUGAUUGUUACAAGGGCCUCGCAUUCUACACUAAUGUACUGAUAAUGAUUGUAAUAAACAUCUGUAAUCAGUUUACAAGUAUACUUUUUCCAACUUUACUGACAGGUUUGAAAGAAUAUAUGGUGAUGCAAGCUGGGCAGAUCUGGAUAAAAAGGCCAGAAAAGGUGCUAAUUAAUAUUGUACCAUUUGUUUGCCUAGGUCUGUUCCACUUCUGAGGUUCUCCUUAUGUUAGAUAUAGGUUGCCAGUCAUAUUCAUCUAUAGACCACAACAUAAAUUUUAAAUAUACUUACAUUCUAGUAUCCUAUGUAUUGUAAGUACAGUAGAUUUACCCUGCAAGCAGAGGUCUGGUUUCUCUCUUGCAUGGUGUAGCGUUUUGCGAAGUCAUUUGCAUUGCUUGUCAUGCUCAGUGGCAUUGUCGGUUUGUUUAUAGGCUUCUGGGGCAUAUAAACAAACCAACUAUGUGACUGACAAGCAACGCAGACAACUAAGUAAAUGCUAAAAGCCAUGCAAGAGAGAAACCUCUGCUCACAGGGUACAGUUGAUUAUAAUUUAGGCUGUUAAUAUUUUAGGAUAACUCAUCUUAUAUCUUAUACUUAUCCAAAGUCUUAUGGGUUUCUUUAGCGACUCAUUAUUUAACAAUUAAUGAAUGAGGCUGAGUAUCUUAUGAAGAAUUAUGGAGAUCGAGGAGGGUGUUAUCCGUCGAGGCCGUAGGCCGAGGCGGAUAACACCCUCUGAGAUCUCCAUAAUUCUUCAUAUGAUACGAAAGCUGAAUUCAAUAAUUGUUUUAUUAUUCAUUCAAAAUAAUUCCUAGUUUGAAAACAAAGCUAAAACAUGCUUACCUUCAUCGAUGUUAAGUUCACCUUCGAUAGUGCACGUUUAGGAUUGUUCCGCUCCGCAAAUAUUCUCCAAAUAGCAGAUGUAGCCCUUCGAGUUGUGUUCUUGCAGUUCUUGCCAUGUUUUUAGCUAUAAUUUCGCCUAGUUCUUACUCUUGAAACGAGUGAAAUGUCCGCCAUUUUUUGUUUUCACAGCCAAAACAACUCAAUCUAGUCCCCAGGUCUUCUCGGUUAACGGUGCCUUAACCUGCAAGAACGCUGCAUUUUUGACGUCAUUUCCUCGUUAAACCCAAAAUUCUUCUAAAUUUGGUCAUCAGUAACUGGUUAUGGUAAAUUAUGCGUGUGCUUUUAGCCAAUCAGAAUCGGGGAAAUAUUUUGAAUGAAUAAUAAAAACAUAUUAAUAACUGUAUCUUUUACAUUAAUCACACUUUCAUUACCCCUGUUCUAUAAUUAUUAUUUUGAUUAACUUUAAAAAGAGUAAAGUUUAUUGGAAGAGCCAUGCCAGUGGGUCAGGUAGUGAAUGACUAGAAAUGUGCAUCUUGUGAAACACAACAAAGCUCACGCGGGAGGGCGUGUUGAAGUGCAUGUAGUGCAAUGAUAUGUACAGUGCACACAUGAUCCAAAGGGAGAAAAAGCCAAGAAAAGGAAAAAAGGGGGGAAAAUGAUAUCAUGUACUGUAUUUAGGAAUCAAACCUAGGAGUGAACACCUGCAAGGCAACAGGCCAUGUAAUGAUGUUUCAGACUCAGGAAGAUUGUACAUAAAGAAAAGUAUUCUCUUUGACUUGUUCAACCCCUGAAAUUCUUGUCAAAAAUGCCAUGUUAAACAAGUGACCUGUUUUCUAGUCACUAUGAUCUGUUUUUGGUUACUUUUGUGUGCAGAUCUUCUCUAAAAAGAUUUUCUAAAAAUCAGAUGUUUCAAGCCCAUCCCUGUUGCUAAAUUGGCAACUUCCACCACGAAAACUGAAGUUUUAAUCACAAAAGAUCAAAAUGAUUGCUUGAGCAAUGCUCAUCAUUAUACUUCCUUACACAGAAGUCAGUCUUUCUUACAUUAUGUUAAACCAGCAUCACGUGACAUAACAUGAUUGAAUAGUGUUAUCAAUAUUGUUGUGUCUGGUUUCUAAUUAAUUAGAUUCUGAAAGUGAUGAUGAUGAAGAGGAGGAGAAUUCAGUUCUUAAACGAGCAGGAAACCUUCUCACUGGGAAAUCAGACAACCUUCCUCGUGGAUUCCUUGAUAUUGCUAGAACUAAAGAUGCAAACAUUGAUAAACCUUCCAAUGUGAGUGCAGAGAUAGCCAACUGUUUACAAUUUGUAAAGAAAAUAUCCAGACUCACUAGACACCAGUUCUUCAGUUCAGAUUACAGGUAGCUGCUGGGUAUUCCAGCUGUUUCAUUCACCACUUUAGAAACUAGAAGGAAACUGGUGCCAAAAUGUGUCUCGCAAUUUUUUCUGGGAUCAUUUGUGGGGACGCACCAAUCAGCUAUUGACCAAUUUUUUCCCUUUUCCCUAGUAACAGCCCCAUAAGUCUUUGUAAAAGUUAACUCGGCCCAGUUUUUUUUGUUGUUUCUAAAGUGGUGAAUUGAGGCCUUGGGAUGAUGUUAUUAAGUAAAAAUGUUAAACAAGUUCCCUGCAAUCAAGUGAGUGAACAGGUAAUGAUUAACUUGACAUUCUUCAAGAAAUAAUUAUUAAUUUUAAGUUUACUCAAGCCAGGGAAGCUAAAGUUUUAAGCAGAGCUGUCAUUAAGAGCCAGGGGCCGGGCAUUUCCUGUGGCUACUAUGAAUGUGGCCUACAGCUACUUUCGUAGGAAAAUAGAAGAAAAAUAGAACCAAAAGAAAUCCUUAACUCUUUUAUUCCCUGCCCACUUGUUGCAUUUACCCGGCAACUUGAAAUCUUAAUGACAACCCCGUUUGACCCUUUACUUUGAAACACAAAAUGAUAAAUAUGCUUUCAAAAUGUACUCAAUGUAGGAGGGUUCAUGUUCAUGUAGAUAAUGGUGGAUUGAAAUUAUGUUUGUCCUGGGCUGGGUUGUUCAAAGCUGGGUUAUUAAGGUAAUCCAAAGUUAGUGUGAAAUGUGAAUUAGGAUAUGGAGGCUUCAAAAGCAAAACAAUUCAGUUUAAUUCUAUCAUAGAAUUUUUGGCUAUGAUUUGAUGAGUGGAUGCCCUAAAAAUAAUAGAGAUUUAGAAUUAUCCAAGAAAAUGCUUUUGAACAAAAGAAAAAGAACCCUAGAUUAAAAUAAUAUUUAACCGCAGGCUUAGUGCUUGAUAGCCUUUGAACAACAGGCCCCAUAUUACUGCACCAUUUUUAACAUCAUUCAAGAACAAAUAGCCCACAUUUGAUAUAUUAAAAAUUAAUUCUAACAUGACUUUGAGGCUUUGGGGUCAGAACUGCAAAUUUUUCGUGACCUUAUUGUCUUGCAAUUCCCAGGGACUUGCAUGAGCUCAAAGAAAACCAAACUAGAUAUAGAAAAAUGACCAGAAAGCCUCACAGUCUUGUUAGAAUUUUAAUAAUAAUUAUUAUAUAUACUAGAACCAGCAGCUCACUUUUUAAGGAAAGAUUUGUAUUUAAUUUAUUUUUAGUAUUUACAUUGAUCAUUGAUUUUAAUGCUAGGGCUGAGCUGUUUGAAGCUUGUCUUAUUGGCUCUAAUCCUUACUUAACUGUUUGUAACAACUCACCUUUAUAGCUAUUCUUGUCUCCAUUAACCAAUACAAUAAAAUAAUUUUAAUUAACUCUCCCAAAGGGCUAUUCUGAAGUUAAUUUACAAAUGCUAAAAAAGAAGGGGAUAAGAAGAAAAAGCUUAAAUUGAUUACAAUCUUGGUACAAAACUAAAAGCCUAAACUAUGUACGUAAAAUUACGUUAUCUCUUUGGAGAUCUAAACUAAAUCAAAUAUUAACUAUUUAACGUAUGGGGUCUGCUCCUGCAAUUCGUGUUUGAUGCUCCUGUUAAAGGUACUUAGUGACGGGCUAUUUCUAGUGUCUGCGGUCAGAGUUCCAGGCACUUAUAGUGUGAUAGUAAAAUGACGGUUUCGCGGUAACUGUUCUGCAUAGAGGGAGAUUUAGAUUGUCGUGUCGUGUCGUAGUGGUGUGCGUCUGAUCGCUUACUGAGUUUACUACUCAUAAGUACAACGGAGCGAGGAUAAAGGACUGUGACUGUGAUAAAGGAUGGUGGAGUGUGUUAUCCCAUGCAUACAUGUUUAACUAGUACAGUGCUGAUAAAUGGCUAGAUUGUUGUUUUCAUUUGCCUUCCAUGUACUUGUCUGUCUUGUUGUGAGUAUUUGACUUGCGAUAAGAGCCACUUACAUGUAGUGUCUUUAUUUCAUUAUGCAUGCUUUGAUGUCGCUUAAGGUACGUGACUUUUUCAUCUAUUUUUUUUCCUAGGCUGCCCUUCAAUGUGUUGAGUUUCAUCCCAGUGCCAAGGUCCUCCUUACAGCUGGCUUCAAUAAAACUUUAGAUUUGUUCCAGGUACAAAAUUUGCAGAUCUAGUUGCUUACAUGCCCCCGUUGUAACAUAGUUCCCAGGAAAAGCCAAACACUGCACUGCACACAUUAAAUGUCCAUUUCAGUUGGGUCAAACAUGCAUCUGAUGUAGACUUUGCCUGGACACAGAAGCUUAGGAUUUGCAUGAGUGUCGCUACUAUACCUCUAUGCAUGGUACACGCUUGUGUACCUGAAAAACCAAGUGAGAAAGCAAUAACAAAAAUGAACUAAAAAGCAAAUGAAUUUUAAAACCAAUUGCGCUUGAAAAAUUAAUACAUUGACUUUUUUCGACCUCGUAAAUGUCAGUUUUUAGAGAAGUGAGAUGACUCAUUUGUGGACUGAAUCUUGAAUGAUAUAAUUAUUUUGAGAAAAAAUAGGAAAAUAGCAGGCAUAUAGUAAGCUGGAGGGUGAAAACAUAAGUGCAUUGCUUUCACCUCAGCCUCUAUUCACAGUCAGGAUGAAGUAGGGCAUGAUAACAUCAAGACAGAGUACUGCUAAGGGCCAUAAACAAUGGCACAUUAGGGUGGUAACCAUGAGAACCCUUUAAGAGGGACCCUUUAAAGCAUUCACUGAUAGGCCCUCUCUUAAUAACACUAACAGUCAAUUUUGCUGCCUUCCUUUUCGCCCACAUGUAGAUAUGUAAGCAGUCUAAGCAGGGAGAUAUGUAUUGUAUUCGUACUAAAAGUAUUCGGCACGAUCUUGCUUCCUUUCUUUCCACAGAUAGAUGGGCAGAACAACCCAAAACUUCAAAGUAUUUUUCUUGAACGCUUUCCUAUCCACUCAGCUCACUUCACGGCUGAUGGGGAACAAGUGAUUUUAGCCUCGCAGAGACGAUCGCUUUAUGUCUAUGACAUGAUCAAAGGAAGUGUAAUUAAAAUUCCUCGAAUAAGAGGUAUUUUAUUUUUGUUAUGAUAUAUAUUAUCAAUAAUAAUAAUAGUAAUUAUUGUUAUUUUAUUAUUAUUAUUAUUAUUAUUAUUAUUAUUUAUAACUAUUAUAGAGCUCCACUUCAUGAUCAUCAUCAUCAUCAUCAUCAUCACCAUCAUCAUAUUUGUCCCUGAAGUGCCACCCUGCCUUUCUUCCCUUUGCUUCUUUGCUCAUAUGGUUAUUGGAAAUCAUGCAUUGCACGCGCAUCCUACAGAUUAGUCAUUUAUCUGCUAGCAGAUAACUAACUAAUUUGUAGGUUGCGCUGAUUUUCAAAAUUAACUGUAGGCUCUUAGCCAAUGAGAAGACAUAUAGUGAGUACAACUUUUCCAGCCACUUAUCCAAGUUCUUUGUCACUUUUCCCAAUGAUCGUAUAACAAUCGGUAUCACGCGCACAGUUCUCAUGUUCCACAUCCUUGCAAUUUGUCUUUUAAGCUCCUGAUACUUUUCAACCUUCUCAUUCUCCUUUUCACCAAUUCUCUUAUCCCCUGCCACAGCAGUAUCGACAAUGGCAAACUUUCUCUCCUGUUCUCUCCAAUGUCCGGUCUUCUAGCUUCAAUGACAUGAUCACGUUGAAUGUUCAUAUCCCACAGUAGUUUAACCUCAUUGUUUUCACUUACACUGUCAGGCACGUUUUCUUACUACUUAUCCUUCUUUUCCAAAUGAUAUUUCUCACUUAGCUUCUAACGAACUACUUUUGCACUAGUGGCAUGUUUCUGUUUAUAUUCCCUUUUCACGCUCAAAGACAAUACGGUUUACACUCUCACCUUUCUCGGCACAUAACCUACAUAAGGGGGAUUCCGCCGUCUUGUCAGUAUGAUAUUCGUUCCAUAGUUGGUCCUGAGAGCCUGUUCCUGGCCUUCAUAAAUGAGUGCUUUUUCGUAACCAGCUCCAAGUUUCUCUUACAUGUGUUGUUUCGGGUAGUUCUCUGAAAAAUUGACCGUGAAGCCUUUUUCCUUUCAAACUAUCGAGUUUCUCAUUGUUCCAAGAUGUCUUGAAUUCAUCUUUGCUGACAGUUUUCUCACUUUUAAUUAUUUCAGCAGUACCUAACCCCUUGCAGUAGAACGUCCAAAGAAUUCCUCACAUACCACCCCAAACUGUUUUCUUCACCUCUCACCCCCCCCCACAGGUUAUUAGUCCCCGACCUCCAUCCUCUGUUGAUACAAACAACCCGUCAACAUCGCUCUUUGGAUGGAAAGCACCAUUCAAUGUCAACACCUUUCUGGACAUUCUAUCCAAUGUUUUCAGUUCUUCCUUUGUCCGUCUUAUAAUGCCUGCUCCAUACCUCAGCACUGACACUGUCCAUUUGUUAAUCGCUAUAACCUUAUUCUUUCCACUCAAUUUUGAUUUCGACAUUAGUUUCAGCCUUCUGUUGUACUCUCAUCAUCAUCAUCAUCAUUAUGAUCAUCAUCAUCAUCAUCGUCAUCAACAUCAUCGUCAUGAUGAUGAUGAUGGUGAUGAUUAUUAUUAUUAUCCCGCGGUGGUUGCCAUUCGUGUCCGAAGAAGACUGCGUGUUGUGUGAUCAUCUAUGGAUUCUCUGGUGGCUCUUCAAACUCAGUCUGGAAGCGCAGAGCCUGGAAGUGGUGGGGCACUGGAACUCCGUUGUUUUGAUAUCAGCAGGGGAUGCUCUGUGGCGUCUUUCAUCGGCUGCCAUGACACACUGCUGUGUUUGACUUCGGUCGUCCUCGAAACUGGUGGAGGCUAACACGGUCUUUCCAGUGGAUGACAAGCAUGGAACGGCGGAGGGCACUCAUGUGAAAGUUCUCCAGCUGUUUGAAAUGCCUGCGGUACAGUGUCCAAGUCUCAUCCAUACAGGAGAGAGGUCAAGACUACAGCUCUUUAGACUUUCAGCUUCGUAGAGAGGCAAAUGUUAUGGUGAUUGAGCACCUUUGUGCGCGGCGUCCCUAGUGCUUGGCUAGCUUUGCUGAUCCUGGACGUGAUGUCUUUUAUCCAGAGAUGAUGAUGAUUAUGUUGCUGCUGCUGCUGAUGAUGAUGAUGAUUAUUAUUCUUAUCGUUAUAAUUUCAUUUUAUGUUUCAUACAUCUUCAGGUAGAGAAGAAAAACAUUUUGAUAAGUUUGUUGUUUCCCCCGAUGGCAAGCAUCUCGUGUUUCUUGGCAGCAAUGGGUAUUUAAUUCUUCUUUCAAGCAAGGUUAGUUGAUGCCUUGAAAACACGCUAUUUUAGUUUGUUUAGUACUAGGUAAUACUAUUGUUCACUGCAGCAGGUUAUCAGAAACUCCUCUGUUUUUUAUUGAAUAAGUUUAUGAGAAAAAAAAAGUACAUGUAGAGUCACACGUAGUAGUCAAUCGUAUACCUUGUCUUGUCUCUGUAGCCAAUAAAAAUACAGAAAAUAGAAAACAAAAACGCUAUUGAUAUUUUUGUGCUGUGAAUGCUAUGAAUGUGGCUUGUUCCAUCUUCUUCCUCUAGCGAGAGUCCUUGGACCGUCUGAGACGUUACUCGCAGGCAAAUCUGGUGCACCAAUUAAUCACUUUAAUUAAACCCCCUUUUCUGACUUACUGUUCGUCUGAAGUUCUUCGGUCAAGUCGGCCGAUGUUUCGCCAUUCAUCUUCAGUGUUGUACCCGACAUGGACCCUGUUUGUCCCCUUCUUUCCUCCCACUUAAUUACUUGUAGGUCAUGAUGUUCAUUUUCUUGUAAACUAGAAGAGCGUUUUACCGUUUGUCGUAUCAAGAUACGAGAAAUACAGCGAUUUUGUCACAUCUGUAAAAAGUUUGUGACCAUUUGUGACCACCGAGAUCAUCAUCAGGAUCAACUUGCCCACCUGCCCUUUUUAAGAUCCUUUCAUAAAUUCUUUAUCGAUCAAGUGAUGAACGAUGCUCCAUCAAAACGGCUAGGCAUCAUUAUGUUCCAGGACUUCGUUCCUGUCAAUAAAACGAAAGAACAAAAAAUGCAUAUUUGUCUAGCCAUCUUCUCGACAUUCUUUCUAAUUAUAACGAUAGUUUUUACAUUUGAUUGCAAUUUUGUCGUCUUGAAAAAUAUUACUGUCAGUGCUAUACCAUGGCGUUUCAAACCUGGGCUAACGUAAAUGUUUAUGAUUUUUCUAUUUGCUUCGUCUUUGCAGACAAAACAGUGGGUUGAUAACCUUAAGAUGAAUGGGUCAGUCGACGCGGUAGCAUUCAACGCUGACGGAUCUCGCAUGUUUAGUGCCGGAGGUACAGCCCAUGUACUUUUAUCAGUUUGAAUAAAAAUCAUUGGUUAUCCUUGGCUAAUAGAGAUUUUUUGUACUACGUAUAUUUAGUAGAAGUGUUGUCAGUGUAUGUAUUUUCCGUACCGACAGGCGACGGAGAGGUGUAUGUGUGGAAUAUGAACACACGCAGUUGUGUGCACAAGUUUAGAGAUGAAGGGUGUCUCAAUUCUACUACCCUGGCAGCAUCUGCAGAUGGCCAGUAUCUGGCCUGUGGGUAAGUGUUCAGUAAUUAACAUGUAUCUGAUGUCUGAAUUAUGGAAGGAAAUCAAGGGUUCAUCAACUCCCGUCCCACGUUCUGUCACGCUCCUUGAAUUGAAGCCACGAAGCUAUCAAAAAUCAUUAUUUUCGUCAAGGUCUUUAAGAACAUUAUGCACCAGCUAUUGCCGGUUUUUAGGAUAAGGAACACUGUUUUGAUCACUUAGCUGAGCUUCGUGGCGCCCCACGCAACCUACCCCUGCCUGGGGUAGUAAGCACCCCCCAACUCUUAGAAGCGGGUUGUGACUAGAAUGGAUACCCCAAAAUCAGGUUAAACACCUUAUGUUUAUUACACGACGCUAUACUCUUCAUCACGCUAUACCAUAUUUAGGCGAAUUUACUGGGCACGAGAUGUUUUAGAAAAGUGGGGAAAUCAGAGUAAGAGACAGUUGUGCAAGGAAAAGAGUUGAAUACAGGGUUUAGCACCGAAGUACAGUGAUUAGGGUUAAGAACUGUUUUAAAAACGGUUAGCUUUCAAUAAUGUAAUGAUCAACGCCAUGUAAAGUACGUUAAAAUUAACCGGUCUCGGCAGUUAUCCCUUGAUGUUGUAGUGGAUACGGAUAUUUAUUUUACAUCAAAUGACGCGGGUUCAAGUCUUACAUACUACCUAUUGUUUUCUUCUGUUUUCUUUCUUCUCUUAUUUACUACUUUAAGUUAUAAGACUCCUGUAAUGAAUUUCGAGCGAAGAUGACAAUCCGACUUUGGGGUAUCCAUUCUAGUCACAACCCUUAGAAGCGCCCACUCCUUCGGCCAUAUUAACAAAUAUAUAAACGCUUCUCCCCACCCCUCACUUUUUACAACGGAAGGACAUUACUUUUCUGAUGAUCAUAGCUAUUAAAGUUCGACUCCACCGGCUGUAAAUAUAAGAGAACAGCAUCUUCUUUGUUGACCAACUUCUAUUAUCUAUCUCCCUGCCCUUGCAAAGUUGUUUUUACUGUUAUGCAUUAAAUCGAGGCAAAAAAAGUGUCAGUUUGUUGAAGGAGAAACUUAAUAGGUUUUCCUUUUGAGGCCAAAUUUAAGAUAAGCACCCGCUCGCUUGCAUGUGGAAAUACGAUAUCUACUAUCUAGUUUGAUUAUGUGUCUGGCUUGAAAUAAAUCUUGAGACGAGUUUGUCUCUUGGAAACUGCGAAGCUGCAUAGGUAGUAAGGUAAAGCAAGUCAAACUUUAUUAUCAGUUGUUCCAGCUCUAGUCCUUAGUCCAAGAUACACUACAUGAAUUUACCGUAUUUUUACUUUGCAGGUCAGAUAGUGGUGUAGUUAACAUCUACGAUGAGCAGUACUUACAUCAAACUCAACCAAAACCUCUCAAGGCCGUAAUGAAUUUAACUACAAAUGUAAAUAAAGCGCUGUUUAAUUCCACAAGGUACGUGUCGUUUUUUAACAAACUUUUCGUUAAACUAGUAAAGAACGAUUUCCUCUCUGCCGGAGAGAAACUUAAAAACUGAUCUUUUUUCCUCCUGGAAGAUUAUUUUGCUGGCAGGUGAUCUUCUAUGUCUCUAUCGCAAAAGAUCAGCUUUUCUGUCGGGUUCGUGUUUUCUAUUCCUAGAGCCAAGAAAAAGUUAUCUUUUCAUGUAAAGUCUUCUACAACUGAAUCUUUAAGAUUCCUGUGUAAUUACCGACAUAAUAUUUCUGUUCCUCCUUUUGGCGCUCCUCACCUUGUUCAGUUCGUCUUGUCAUUUCUGACCAACCUUAAACAUUUUUAUUUGCAAUGAACUUUGAUUUUCGACGUUUACCUCCUCGAUGAGUUUAUUACUCUUAGGGCAAUCCGUGCCAAUAAAUAUGUUUAGAUAAAAGUUCGGUGCAAGAAAAGAACCGUUUUCGUGGGCUCUUGUGAUCAAAAGUACUUGCUCCCUUCCUUGCUUGGAAUUCUUUUGUAAAAAAGGCCGUUCAUGGUAGUGAUAAGGCAUUAUUAAAAAUUUUGUUUUGUUCUUUGUAGCGAAAUCUUGGCGAUUUCUUCAAAAGUAAAGAAAGAUUGCUUUAAAAUGGUAAGUAGACAGGUUUAGCACCAGUUUCGCGUAAAACAUUAAACAAACUGGAACAAAACCAACCUUCCUCAUUAGGUGUUGGGAAAACGAAGUGAGAACAAGUCCUUCAAUUUUUUUGACCAAAAAAGACAGAAUUUUCACUGAUGUAUUCUUACGCUCAUACCCAUUGUAUGCAGUGUUUGUGCAAAGGGUUCGUAAAGGUCAUGGAAAACCUGGAAUUCAUCGAAGUUAAGAAUUUCAUUUUCUAGGCCUGGAAAGUCAUGGAAUUUGAUUGUGGGUCCUUGAAAGUCAUGGAGAAUUAAAAAUUUGUUUGAUAGAUUAGUUACUGCAGGUGACAAGGCAAGGGCAAUUUAAGAUAAAGAGGAGUAAUUAAACAGCGCAAGUGAACGGCACGCAUUUUUGUGAACACCAGAGUUUGUGUCUGUUGAACUCUUUAAAAAAAAAAAUACCCUAAAACAAGGAAAGUUUUUAAAAUUUUUGAAAGUGACAGCUAAACCUAAGGUCUUCGAGAUCUUAAAAAGGUCAUGGAAAAAGUCAUGGACUUUAAAGAGCUUAAAAGAGUACGAACCCUGCAGUGCUUGAUUCACACAGUUGUUCUAAUGAUAAGGCCAAAAUGUUUUCUGUACUUUCAGGUUCAUUUACCGUCGCUCACUGUUUUUUCCAAUUGGCCGACUUCACGCACUCCUCUUAGAUACGUGCACACGUUCGAUUUUUCGCCAAACAGCGGUUAUCUUUCUAUUGGUAACGAUCGUGGGAAAGCGUUACUCUUUAGGUAA
Messenger RNA from Porites lobata, 16983 nucleotides. NCBI's taxonomy places the organism in Eukaryota, Metazoa, Cnidaria, Anthozoa, Scleractinia, Poritidae. The record is from the annotation of a GenBank genome assembly.